Messenger RNA from Rotaria sp. Silwood1, 2289 nucleotides. Lineage: Eukaryota; Metazoa; Rotifera; Eurotatoria; Philodinida; Philodinidae. The record is from the annotation of a GenBank genome assembly.
AUGUCAUCAAGACGUAGUUUAUCACGAGAUUCUCGUUCACGUUAUGCUCGUUCAUCAUCAUAUAGCAAUGAUCGCUCAAGUUCUUCAUAUCGUUAUCGUCCAUUACGUUCUCGUUUAAUUGAACGAGAAUAUUCAUUACCAUCUCUUACUUUUGAUUCUCUUGAUGAUCCAUAUUUUUUUGAACGUCGUUCAAGAAAAUUUUUUGAUGAUUUUGAUCGUCGACGUCGUUGGCGUUUUAAUGAUGAUUUUGCUCGUCCAUUUCGUUGGCGUUUCAAUGAUGAUUUUGAUCUUCCAGUACGUUGGCGUUUUGAUGAUGAUUUUGAUCGUCCAUUUCGUUGGCGUUUUAAUGAUGAUUUUGAUCUUCCACUACGUUGGCGUUUUAAUGAUGAUUUUGAUCGUCCACUUGAUUGGCGUUUCAAUGAUGAUUUAUUUAAUGAUUCAUUUUUUAAAUCUAAAAUUGGAAGUACCUCAUUAGGUUUUGGACGUAAUAUUCCAAUAACUUAUCGACCAACUAAUAGUUUAAUAACAACAGGAAGAAAUAUACCAGUUCAAUAUAUAGCAACACCAAGUAUUAAUCGUCGUGAAAAUGUUUAUUCAACAUUUGAUACUAAUAAUGAUUGGGCAUCAAAUUCAUUUCAACGUAAUAAUGAUAAUUUCAAUAGACGAGAAAAUCGAACUUUUACUGAUGAUUGGCCACCAAAACGAGAAUCUCCAACACGUAAACGAACGUCUUUGACAAUAUACGUUCGACCACCUCGUAGGCAUUCAAUACAAAGAUGCAUCGAAGAAAAAGUGAUGAUUGAAUUAUCUUCAGCUUCAACAUCAUCAUCAUUUCCAUCGAUGGGAUUAGUUUCAUCACCACCUCGUUCAGUUUGUUCAACAACAAAUACUUCAAAUAGUCCAAAUGUUGUUGUACAAAAACGUUUACAUAAAUUUUCAUGUUCAGAAAUUGAAAAACUUAAACAAAAAUAUCGUAUACAACAUACAAGUUGUUUUACACAUUUACAAACACUUCUUAAUAAAAAUCGAAUAUCCAAAUGUCGUGAAUGUGGUUUAAAUGAGCAAUGUCGUAUAUGUUUAGAAUGUUCAUUAUGUUUAUGUCGUUAUCAUGCUCAAAAUCAUGCACGAUUAUGUUCACAUCCUCUUGCUAUUGAUAUAAAACGUCUUUUUGUUCAUUGUUAUAUAUGUGGUGAUGUUCAAUAUGAUUCAGUUUUUGAACGUGCAAGACGAAAAAUUAUUUUACUUCAACAAAAUCCAUCAAAUAUUUCAUCUUCAUCAUCAAUGAUUGGUGGUAUUUGUGGACUUCUUAAUCUCGGUAAUACAUGUUUUAUGAAUAGUGUUUUACAAGCUUUUGUUCAUGCACCUGUUCUUCGUGAUUGUUUUCUUUCGGAAAAACAACAUCAUUGUGAAUCAAAUGAUACAAAUCAUAUAUUAAAUAAUUGUAUUAUGUGUCAAUUACGUCGAUUAUAUCAUCAUGUUCAUCAAGCACAAACAACGAAUGAACCAUUUGUUCCAUCACAAUUAUUAUAUUUAAUAUGGACACAUGAAAAUCAUUUAGCCGGUUUUGAAGAACAAGAUGCACAGGAAUUACUUAUGGCUUUAUUUAAUAUAAUACAUUCACAAAAUUCAAAUGAUGAUACAAAUGAUGAAAAGUCUUGUUCAUGUAUUAUUGAUCGAUUUUUUAAAGGUGCUCUUCAAUCUGAAAUAACAUGUUCUCAAUGUGGAUCUGUAUCGACAAAAAAUGAUCUUGUUCGAGAUAUAUCUCUUCAACUGCCGUUUUCAUCAUCAAACGAUGAAUCAUUUCCAUCAUCAUCGUUUUCUCUAGAAAAUUGUUUAUGGAGAUUUACACAUUCCGAAACAUUAAGUAAUUUUUACUGUGAUACAUGUCAAAUGUCAAUGACAGCAAAUAUAAAAUUAACGAUAUCUCAAGCACCGAUUGUUGCUUGUUUUCAUCUUAAACGUUUUCAAUAUGUAAAAAAAUCUCGAUCAAAAAUGCGUAAAAAAAUUUCCGCACAUAUAUCAUUUCCUGAUGAACUUGAUUUAACACCAUAUAUGACAAUAACAAAUUUAACUAAAGAAAAUAAUAAAUAUUAUUUAUUUGCUGUUAUUAGUCAUUUUGGUUCAUCAGUUGAAACAGGACAUUAUAUGUGUUAUGUUAAACUUCAAUUACAAAAUCGAUGGUUUCGAUGUGAUGACCAUUGUGUAUGUGAAGUGUCCGCUGAAGAAGUAUUUAAAAGUGAAUGUUAUCUUCUAUUCUAUCAACGUAUCAUAGUGAAUUCAACGAGCUAA